AUGCUCACCUGGCCCUGCAUGGCAACAGGCAAUGGAGCUCUAGGUCCCUUGGGGAGCGGACCCACGCCCGGUUUGAGAGGCAGCGGGUGGCAGAGGAGGGAGGGCAAACUGGCAGCCCCUGGCAACCUGGGGCUGACGGCAGGAGGCUGGGCGCACCGUGGAUUUCCCUCCACCAGCAGGAUGGUGAACCUGGAGUCUGUGCACGCAGCUGUCCCCGAAGGAGAACGUGGCCCCGGGUGUGGUGGCAGCCAUCACUUCAAGGAGAUCAAGAUGAGCGGCGAUGCGGCGGAUUCCACAGACACUCGGCACGAGCCCGACCAGGUGGAGCCAGGAAGUGAGCAGAAUGGGCUGGACUUUAACAGGCAGAUUAAAACCGAAGACCUCAGCGAUUCCUUGCAAUCUACAAUCCCCCCCAGGUCAGGACACCUUGUACAGGGAUCAUCAAUGAUGCCUGGAAGUCAGAUCGCAGGGGACAUGAGCUCUCUUCACACCCUGCAGCAGCUGGUAUUGCUCCCUGGUCACAUGCAGUCAGUUCCCCAGUUUCUUCUCUCUCAGUCCCAGGCAGGGCAACAAGCUUUGCAGCCAAACCUCCUCUCCUUCCCUCAGCAGCAGGGCAGCCUUCUCCUCUCCCAGCCAGGACCCAGCCUGGCAUCGCAGGCUGUGGGGCGUUCUGGGCUCCCUGGCUCAUCAGUUGAACCUCACCUGGAUGUACCCCAGCAUUUGCAAGUGGCGAAGCACCUAACUCCGUCGGGAGCAUCUGAGGAGCCCAGUGACCUGGAGGAGCUGGAAAAGUUUGCCAAGACUUUCAAACAGAGGCGAAUCAAGUUAGGGUUCACGCAGGGAGAUGUUGGACUUGCCAUGGGGAAGCUCUAUGGCAAUGAUUUCAGCCAGACCACCAUUUCCCGCUUCGAGGCUCUCAACUUAAGCUUUAAGAAUAUGUGCAAGCUCAAACCCCUGCUGGAGAAGUGGCUGAGUGAUGCAGAAUCUGCUCCUUUGGAUUCUUCCAUGAGCACUCCCAAUUCCUACCCCUCAGUGAACGAGAUGUUUGGACGGAAAAGGAAGAAGCGGACCAGCAUUGAGACCAACAUUCGCUCCACGCUGGAGAAAAGAUUUCAAGAUAACCCCAAGCCCAGUUCAGAGGAGAUCUCCCUAAUAGCAGAGCAGCUCUCCAUGGAAAAGGAGGUGGUUCGGGUCUGGUUCUGCAACCGGCGCCAGAAGGAAAAACGGAUCAGCUGCCCGAUGCCGUCCCCCAUCAAAUCACCCAUCUACAACUCCAGACUGGUCUCUACCUCAGGGUCCUUGGGGCCCCUCUCUGUCAACCCGGUGCACAGCACCAUGCCUGGGACAGUAACAUCAUCGUGUUCCCCAGGGAACUCCAGCAGGCCCUCGUCCCCUGGCAGUGCACUCCAUGCCAGCAGUCCCAGCACAGCCCAGAGCAACUCCAAAGCUGCAAUGAACUCAUCCGGUUUCAACUCUUCAGGAUCUUGGUACCGAUGGAAUCAACCUACCUACCUCCACUGAGAUGACUCCUCCAUCGUGUGUAACAGGAGCUCUGACUUCUAGCUAUGGACCAACUUCUCUAGGAACAAUGCUUGGGGCAACAUCUGGCGUUCCAGUGCCUUCAAACUGCUGCCAAAUGAAGGUCUUGUUUAGGGGAGCCCAGAGCAGCAGAACUCUCCAGGGACUCAAACUGCAGCUGACCUUCCCCAAGGAUUCCCUACCACCACCAGUGACAUUUUAGUCCUCUUCCAUGCAUUCACUUCAAGAACGAGCCCUUGCUUAGCACUAUCAGCAUGAAACACUGCCCUCUGCUUGCAAAUCUCUGCAUUCACACUGGAUUGCCUGGCAAUCCCUGAUCUGGAAGGAUUUCUGUGUUAGGACCCUCUUUUUCCCCUCACUCAUUUCAGAGCUUCCCACAGGAAGGGUCUGUCAUGCUGUUACUAUCACGCACACGUACCGUAACCCCCAAACUGAGCCGAGGUAACCCAGUUCAUUUCACCAGAGACCCGUGUCUAGACGUGAGCCUUGGUUUUCAAUAGACUUCCAAGGUCAAUGGCACUGUGCUUUAUCCACCACCAAACCUGCUUUGCUUUGAGCCCUUCUGCCCUGUUUCUGAAGUUUGUUUCCUUUUCCUUUUUUUUUUUUUUUUUUUUUUAAAGUAUUUUAGAGCCUUCUUAUUAUUUUUUUUCCUUUAAAAAAAAUUGCCUCCUUUUGCAAAAUCUGUGUCCAGGUCUUGUUAUUGCUCACAGCUGGCCUCGCUGGAGGAUGUCACUGUAGUAAAACACUGGGUGCACUUCUGAUCCAACUGAACACAAAAGCAGAUUGCGUUGGCUUGAUGGGACGAGGAUUAGUCUUGACCGCCCCUUCUUCUUUCUUUUAUUCAUCCUUUGGGCUUUAUCUGGUACCAAACGAAAGCAACCCCUCCGGAGCAGGGGGGUGCCUGUGUUUGUCCUGAAUUGUAAGUGAUGUAGCUGGCCUGGUCCCUGCAGCGUGCCCUUCGUUCCUGGGGGACAGGUUGUACUGCUCAGGUGUGAGUCUCGAGGAUUUUGUGUGCAAGGUUUCUUAAUAUCAUGAGAGGCCAAAGCGUAGGAAGCUUCAACUGUCACAGCAUAUCGCCAGGGAAAUCGUGGUUACUUGCAACUCGCCUCUUAAAAGGAGGUAGAUAUUUAAUUAUGCAAAAGCAGACUUGAGUAAUACAAAUUCCUGGUCAGGUUGUCAAUGGGUACAGGUAAUUAAUUCAGUGAAACUAGAGUAAAUGAGCAUUUGGUUCACAGGUUGUAAAUAGACAUUUUUGAGUAGUAGUUUUUUUUUUUUUUCCAAUUACUUUUUUUUUUAGGCAAAUGUGAGCUUUUCUUUUUUUUUUUUUUUUCUAAGUAAAGUUAUCUGUUGUCACUUCUUUUGGGGAAAAAUGUAUUUGAUUUGGUUGUUUCUUAUCCUACUCCUUCCGUGCUGUGUGAUGGCACUAUUGCCGUAGUGGGUCUGUGGACCUUAAGAGUUUCUCAGUUACCUUUACACAAAACGUUGAGCCCUACAAGUACGUGGAACUGCAUUUGUCGCUUCGAGCGUGGUACGGUAUAGAAGCAGACACUGAUAAUAACGAGAAAGGAUUGAAAAAUAGAAUGAUAAAUAUUUCCUUUUCAAAUAUUAAAUCACUUUUAAAAAAUGUUCUGAAAUCAUCAAAAGCAACAGCAACAAAGAACGGAGAAAGUGUAUUUCUGUUUCCUGCAUUCCCCACAUCACCCAUUUACCUCUAACUAAAACAUUUUCGUCAUAGCAUUUUUUUUUUUCAGUGGAAACAUUAAAAUUAAAUGAAACUUUCUAUUUUUU
Molecule: messenger RNA, 3327 nt
Organism: Oxyura jamaicensis (ruddy duck)
Lineage: Eukaryota; Metazoa; Chordata; Aves; Anseriformes; Anatidae
Gene: POU2F3
Product: POU class 2 homeobox 3
Exons: 14
Coding region: 1-1521 (506 amino acids)
Biological process (GO): regulation of transcription by RNA polymerase II
Cellular component (GO): nucleus
Molecular function (GO): DNA-binding transcription factor activity, RNA polymerase II-specific; RNA polymerase II cis-regulatory region sequence-specific DNA binding
Source: RefSeq, a predicted model, not a curated record